Zingiber officinale is the source of this 2683-nucleotide messenger RNA. Its product is annotated as E3 ubiquitin-protein ligase RDUF1-like. Gene Ontology annotation, molecular function: ubiquitin protein ligase activity. Gene Ontology annotation, biological process: protein ubiquitination. The transcript is spliced from 2 exons. Gene Ontology annotation, cellular component: cytoplasm. The coding region runs from base 305 to 1477 and encodes 390 amino acids. Lineage: Eukaryota; Viridiplantae; Streptophyta; Magnoliopsida; Zingiberales; Zingiberaceae. The record is from RefSeq and is a predicted model, not a curated record.
CCGUUCGACGACGCCGUCAAGCGCACAAGGUUCCGCUCUUGAAGCUUCGUCCGGCGCUUAAAACCUUCCCCUUCGCUUUCUCGCUCUCCAGCUGCGGGAAUCUACUGAAACAUCCAAAUCUUCGAUUUAUACGUGCAGAGUUUGAUUUCUUCGGCAGAUUUGUGACUUUUCGUUCGUUCUGGUUGGGAAAGAUUCGAUUUUUAGGGCAUCGAUUCUAGAUCGGUUUGUCUCGAUCUUGGAUCUCCAGUAGGGUUCUUCUUUCUUUGUUGCUGCGGUGGUCUUCUUGUUGUAGGAUACAGCAGCGAUGAGCAUGGAGACGGCUUCGCCGCAAUGGUGUCGUCGCUGCUGUCGCUUCAUCUCCGUUGGGCCGGACGCCGUCGUUUGCCCGGAUUGCGGUGGCGGCUUCAUGAAUGCAUAUGGCCUUUUCCAUCCCUCCUUUGCGGUGGCUGCCGAGCCUCGCCGUCGACGCUUCCCCUCCCCGGUGAUCGACUCUGCCGCUGCCGACGGGCGGCCACACCAGCACUCGGGGAUUAGGUUCCGUAGUAACAGUCGUCCGUCCACGAGCGACCGAUCUCCUUUCAAUCCCCUCAUCGUUCUUCUCGGUCCCGGAGGCUCACGACGCGAUGCGGAUCGGGAUACCAUCAACAGUUUUGAGAUGUACCACUACGACGGCACAGGGUCGGGCCUCCGCCCCUUGCCAGAAAACAUGUCGGAUUUCUUGAUAGGCUCCGGGUUUGAGAGGAUACUCGAUCGCCUUUCUCAGAUGGAGACCAAUGGAACAGGCAGCAGGCAUGUGUUCGGUCACCCGCCUGCUUCAAAGUCUGCCGUCGAGUCUAUGCCCACAGUCGAAAUUGCUGACCUUCAUGUUACCCUGGAAUUCCAUUGCGCCGUCUGCAAGGAUCCCUUCGAGCUCGGAGCUGAGGCCCUCGAGAUGCCCUGCAAGCACAUCUACCAUCAAGAUUGCAUCUUGCCAUGGCUCGCCCUAAGAAAUUCCUGUCCAGUUUGCCGGCAUGAGAUGCCGAUGGAUGUGCAGCGACCAGAUGCGGACGAAGACGCCUCCUUGUCUGGGAACGAGGACGAGAUGGUCGGGCUUACCAUAUGGAGGCUUCCGGGAGGUGGGUUUGCGGUAGGCAGAUUCACAGGGGACAGGAGAGCUGCUGAAGGGGAGUUUCCAGCCGUUUACACAGAGAUGGAUGGCGGAUUCAAUACUAAUGGGGCACCAAGAAGGAUAGCAUGGUCCUCGAGAGAGAGCCGAUCACAGCAUCAUCGAGGAUUCAGUCAGGCAUUCCGCAGUGUGCUUUCAUUCUUCAGGCGUUUGAGGUCUUCUACUCCGAUAUCUUCAACCAGGUUAAAUCCCAAUUCCCAAUCUUUCUCAAACCCUUCUGUUAGACACAGGAGAUCUUCCAUGUUCAGGAGGAGUCUGAGAAGCCGCAGCACAAAUUCGACACCAAAUGGUGGAACUGUCGAUUCACCAUGAUGCUGAUGGAGAACUCUCGACAUCUAAUUCCACAGUGAACAUGGACGACGUAAAGAGUGUAGCAUCUUCUGUUAGCUAUCCUCCAUCAUACAUGGCACCUCUAUUGCUCUUGAACACACAGAAGAGGCUUUAUUUUCUUUAGGUUAGCCGUUCAACAUUUUCUACAUGUAUGUGUUUACUUUAGAAGAAAAAAAAAUCAUAUAUUCAUUAAUCGUUUUAUGGGUUCACAAAUGAUCUGUCUGUAUCAUUGUCUUUGGAGUUAGAUUCAGUAGAUUCUAACAUCUACAUGCUAAAAUGUGAUUUGUAGAAAACAUGCUGCACUGCACAUUUAAGAUUGGCUUAAUUAGUGGUGUAAAGCUAAAUGCAUUGCUUAUUUCUAGCUAAGACACUUUAUCUGGAACUAUGGUUCAUUAACUAGAUUACAAUUUUAUGUGUAAGAAAUAAUAGACCAAUUGUGCAACCUCUCGAUCACCGAGCGGACUACUGGGUAACUUCUGCGAGUAUUCGUGCUAUCAGAUAUACUGACACAUUGUACCAGAACUGUAAUUUAUCUAGCAUCGCAAGGUGGUUGUUUUUCUCUUAUGAAUCUUCUUGUGUUCAUAGCAAAGAACUGAAGUUAUAUGCCUUCCCCUAUUUGUGGAAAUCUUAUUACCUUGUUGUAAGAAAUAAUGGACCAACCGAGCAACCUUUUGAUCACCAAGCGGACUAUUGGGUGACUUAUGUGAAUACUCGUGCGAUCAGAUAUACUGCCACAUUGUUCCAGAACUGUAGUUUAUCUAGCAUCACAAUAGUCAAUUGUUGUUUUUCGUUUUUUAUGAAUCUUCUUGUGUUCAUAGCAAAGAACUGAAGUUAUAUAUGCCUUCCCAUAUUUGUGGAAUUCUUAUUAUACCUUGUCGUCUCCCAGUUACGACAAUCUUAUUUAUUAAAGCUUCAAGCUUGACAUGCCACUUCAUUUUAACUUUACAGAUAACCUUCAUAUUUCAUAUCAUGUCUUGAGAUUAUAUAACGCAAUUUUUUUCUGCUCAAAUUCUUUGCUUUCUCUCUGUGUGAAUUUUAUCAUCAUGUUUCAACCUGAGGUUCUCUUGCUUUAUUACUUCAAAAUGGUCUUCAAUUCUUAUGGAGUUUGAUGGAUUGGAGUGUUGGUGCAACCUUAGGUCAAGGUUGACCUGGUUGACCCGACUCGAGGUGACUUGACUCGAGUUGUAU